Molecule: messenger RNA, 339 nt
Organism: Adineta steineri
Lineage: Eukaryota; Metazoa; Rotifera; Eurotatoria; Adinetida; Adinetidae
Source: the annotation of a GenBank genome assembly
AUGCAGCUUAUUGUACCAUUCUGUUUCUUGUGUCUUUUGAUUUUACAGCAAACAAUAACAGUAACAUCAUUUACUGCGAUGAUGCGUACUCCUGAUAAUGAAGCACGCCGAUUAUACAGUGCACGACGUUUACGAGCUCCACUUAUGGGUCGUUCAAUAACAACAACAGCAUUACAUACUGAUGAUGAUGAUGAUAGUGAUUUGUCUAAAAGUGAUUCAAAUGGUAGUAGUAAUAGUAAUGAAAAUGAACUUAUUACACUUGAUAAACGACGUAGUUAUGCAGUAUUAGGUGGACGAAGAUGGGUGAAUUCAAGAAAAAGAGGACCGCUUUUUGGAUAA